Molecule: messenger RNA, 417 nt
Organism: Paramecium octaurelia
Lineage: Eukaryota; Ciliophora; Oligohymenophorea; Peniculida; Parameciidae
Source: the annotation of a GenBank genome assembly
AUGUGCAGAAAGCAAAUUAGAAAAAAUAAAUUAGAAUAAUUUGCAACUUAAGAUGUUAUGAAAUUAGUAUCUAGCAAUUAUAAUCUUAAUUGUUUAGCUGAAAAGGUUUAUAAGGAUUUUAUCUAUGUACAUUAUUCUAUUGAGAUUAGACAUAUCAACACAAAUUAGAUCAAAAUGAUUAUGAUGUGUUAAAAUUGAAUCCCAUGAGAUUGUGUAAAUCUUUUGGAUUUGAUGUGACUCCAAAAUUCAAAAUUGAAUAGUAAAUUUAAUAGCCUAUGAAUAUUCUAGAUUUCAGAUUAAAAUCAAGUAAGGAAUACCCACAAAAAUAAAUUAAGACUAGUAAGACCAGUUAGACUAAGUCAAAAAAUAUAAAAAAAGAUUCUAAAGGUAGUUAAUUCAAAAAAACAAAAAAACUGA